GUGGAAUAUUUUUUUUUAAAAUUAUAAAUUUAAUUAAAAUCUAUUAAUGGAAACUAAAUAUGAAAAAGAAAAAACAAAUAGUCAAGAUUAUAAUUCAAAUAGAUCAGAAAAUUAUGAUUCUACAUGUUUAAUUGCACAGGAAGAAGAAAAAUUGGAUAAAAAUAAUAAUUCAGAUUUAUAUCAAGAAUAUAUAGAAAAUGAGCCUUUAAAUAAAAUUUGGUCAAUUAAUUCAGAUAUAAAAAGGCAUAUUCUUAUUGGAGUAACAGGAUCAAUAGCUGCUAUCAAAUUACCUAUUAUUAUUCAAGGUUUAUUGAAAUAUAAAAAUGUUGAAAUUCAAAUCGUAUAUACAUCUUCUGCAAAUCAAUUUUUUGAUCUACAAGAAAUCAAAAAAUAUAAUAUUCCUACAUGGACUGACGGUGAUGAAUGGGAGUUAUGGAAAAAAUAUGGUGACCCAAUUUUACAUAUACAACUUCGUCGUUGGGCUCAUCUUCUUCUUUUAAUACCUUUAUCUGCAAAUUCUCUUUCAAAAAUAGCAAACGGUAUUUGUGAUAAUCUUCUUCUUUCUAUUCUUAGAGCUUGGUCUCCUAAUCUUACAAUUUUUGCUGCUCCUUCUAUGAAUACUUUGAUGUGGCAACAUCCUCUUACUCAGAAACAUAUUCAAUUUAUACAACAAAUACUACCACAUAUACAAUUCAUAAAUCCUAUAGAAAAAACACUUGCUUGUGGUGAUACUGGCAUGGGUGCAAUGGCUGAACCUACUGAAAUAAUUAAUCGUGUUGUAUUACAUUUGGCUUUGAGCACGUGAAAAUCACGUGAUAUCACGUGAUUCAUUUUUUAAACGUCUAAUCACG
Pneumocystis carinii B80 is the source of this 851-nucleotide messenger RNA. RefSeq lists its product as hypothetical. Gene Ontology annotation, molecular function: FMN binding; phosphopantothenoylcysteine decarboxylase activity. Gene Ontology annotation, cellular component: phosphopantothenoylcysteine decarboxylase complex. Lineage: Eukaryota; Fungi; Ascomycota; Pneumocystomycetes; Pneumocystales; Pneumocystaceae. Gene Ontology annotation, biological process: coenzyme A biosynthetic process. The transcript is spliced from 2 exons. Bases 47 to 805 code for a protein of 252 amino acids. The record is from RefSeq and is a predicted model, not a curated record.